AUGGAAGUUAUUAUUCAACCGACUUAUGCGCAACUUGUGGCGGUUUCAGCGGGAAUUAUCCGAGACGCGCUGCUAAAAAAGCCGAACCUCGUUUUGGGACUGGCUACCGGUAGCACGCCAAUCGGGCUUUAUGAAGCCUUGACACGGAUGCACAAAACGGAGGGACUCGAUUUCUCAUCCGUGACGACUUUUAACCUCGAUGAGUAUGUUGGGAUUCCACCGAACCAUCCGCAUAGUUACCACACCUUUAUGGCAACCUACUUCUUUAACGCCGUUAAUAUCCCUACCGAGAAUCGUCAUAUCCCCCAGAGCACGGCUGUGGCACAUGAGGAAUUUUGUGAGCAGUACGAAGCCGCAAUUGUAAACGCGGGUGGCAUUGACAUCCAAGUGCUCGGUAUUGGAAUAGAUGGACACAUCGGCUUUAAUGAACCGAGUUCCUCUCUGGGAUCCCGGACUCGCAUCAAAACCUUGGCUCAGAGUACGCUGAAAGCGAACGCGUCGCAUUUCGGUGGAACCGUGAAUGCAGUGCCAAAAAUGGCGAUUACGAUGGGGGUAGGCACAAUUAUGGAAGCCAAACAGUGUCUACUGCUGGCAAACGGUGAAUCGAAAGCGGAAGCGAUUGCCCACGCCGUAGAGGGACCUAUCACAGCGGAAGUGCCAGCAUCGGUGUUACAGAUGCAUCCCCGAACGGUUGUCAUCAUCGACGAAGCAGCGGCUGCGCAAUUGAAACGCGUAGAUUAUUAUAAACAGGUUUAUGCGAAUAAGCAGAAACUAUUGUCCCAAGGACACUAA
Geodia barretti is the source of this 792-nucleotide messenger RNA. Lineage: Eukaryota; Metazoa; Porifera; Demospongiae; Tetractinellida; Geodiidae. The record is from the annotation of a GenBank genome assembly.